CACUUGGCACAAAUUUUCCAGAAAAGGAAGCUUAUUUGUUUGUUUCCAAGGGAGCUUGCUUGUUUAUUUGCUCGUUCAUCCUUCCAGUUUGUAUACUGCUCAUCUGACUAGCCAGGCCACUCUGGGUGGCUCACAACAAAAUGUAGAACAAUAUCACAUUAAAUAAAAAACACAGAAGCGUAAUUACAAUGUAGAAAAUCCAAUAACCAUAUAAACCAAUUAAACAAAAAAACUAUGUAAAAUCAAUUAAUAAUUAAAAAAAAAACACCUCCUGUUAAUAACACUUUUUUGCUUGUAGGGAGGUGCCUACAGACUCUAUGCUGUUUGCCAGGUGCUUGUCUAGACACCAUGGAGGGUGAAGGGAAGGGGCCAAGGGACAUUGGUGGGGCUGGAUGUUGGCUUGUUUUUUAAGCUGGUCAAGAAACCAGCGGCCCUUUAUCCUCAUCCAGUGGGACAUAGAAGUAAGCUUAAGGUAGGGCACAGUUUUCAUGCAGUUACCCGUUAUUUCUAAUCAACGUUGUUAUCGAAGUUCUCGACUAAUAAUACAGUUAUUUUAAAUUGUUUGUGUUUAGGCUGUACAACAGAACUGCAGUUCUUGUAUCUGUUAAGCUCAUUAUAAAUUGUAGCUAUAAUAAUGGACUAAAGGCUUGUAAAUGUUUGGGUAUCUGUCUCAGGGAAAGCGAGCCUUUCGGUUUUGUUUUUCCUGGCCCUGGCAUCCCUUGGCAGAGUGACUGACUGGUGGGCUGCAAGGGACCUUAAGUCUGAGAGGCCUGACCUCUAGGGAGGCAGGGGGUUGGCCUUUGAAGGCGAACAACACAUGGAAAGCACUGAGCUUUUUCAGUUCAACUUCUGCUGCUGCCCCAAACUCUGGGUACCAGCCCUGAACCAGGGAUGCUGGGUUGGCGUGGAGUGCCAUGGAUGCAUGCCGGGGGGGGGGCGCAGAAUAAAGGUGCCAGCAGCCUAAUACUGGAGAAACCGUCACCACCCACUAUCCGGAUGGCCUUUUGUGAGCGGUCCUUCCACAGGAAGCACAGCGUAGGCGUUCGGCUGCCCUGCCAUUUCCCGGGGCCCCUUCUCCCUGGAGCAGCUCUGGCCCACGUGGACACCGACGGCUCCCUGGUCCCUCCCACUCGGCUUCUGCCAGGGGAAGUGGAAGAGGUUUCCACUUCCCUGCCGAACAGCCAGGAUGGGUUUCUCGUCCAUCCGUCUCCUCCACAAAUGCCUGGGUUGGGUUAGUUUGGUUUGGUUUUGGUUCGGCUUUAACUCCUUGGUGGCAUAGAUGUAGAUAUGACAUUUUCAGUUCUGUUCUUGUUUCUCCUCCUUGUAUUCACCAAGUCUUUUCUGCACUCCAGGUUGUUAGGAAGGCCUCCCUCCCCCUUGAGGUUAAAAAACCUGGGGCUCCAAGAGGGUUAACCCUCACCUUGGGGGCUAGACAUUAAUUUAAAAUGGCGACCGAUCUGUCAGAAGCUGAUCCCGCAGGCCCUAAGGCGCUUCCCCUCUUAACGGGAGCUCCCCUGGACAAGUGGAGUGAGACCACUGAAGACGGCACCAUGCCAAUCCGCCGAGCUGUGAAUUCGUCCACCCGAGAAACUCCUCCAAAAAGCAAACCUGUGGAAGGCGAGGAGGCCAAGCCGGAUCCCGACAUCAGCUCAGAAGAAUCCGCUUCUACCGUGGAGGAGCAGGAGAAUGAGACGCCUCCCCCAGCCCCACCUGAGACGGAGCCCCCCAAGGAGGUGGAGGCCGAGGAGAAGGGGGAGGCCAAGCCUGCCGAAGAAGCCAAAAAGGAUGAGAAGGACCCGGCUGCCAAAGAGAAGGAGAAGAAGGUCAAGAAGACCAUUCCGGCCUGGGCCACCCUUUCCGCCAGCCAGCUGGCCAGGGCUCAGAAGCAGACCCACAUGGCCGCUUCCUCCCGCCCCAAGAUGGAUGCCAUUUUGAUCGAGGCCAUCAAGGCUUGCUACCAGAAGGGCGGGGCCUCCGUGGUCGCCAUCCGGAAGUACAUCAUCAACAAGUAUCCUUCCCUGGAGCUGGAGCGAAGGGGCUUCCUCCUGAAACAGGCCCUCAAGCGGGAGCUGGAGCGAGGAGUCAUUCGGCAGGUGAAAGGAAAAGGAGCCUCGGGGAGCUUUGUGGUGGCCCCAAACUCAGGGAAAACAGCCUCCAAAUCACGGGAUCGGAAGAGGAGUUCUUCGGCCUCCGGCCCGGAGCAGCAGAUGAAGCUGGAAGACAUCCUCCCGUUGGCCUUCACCCGCCUUUGUGAGCCGAAGGAAGCCUCAUACAGUCUGAUCAAAAAAUAUGUCUCCCAGUAUUACCCCAAGCUGAAAGUGGACAUCAGACCCCAGCUGCUGAAGAAUGCCUUGCAGAGAGCAGUGGAGAAGGGCCAGCUGGAGCAGAUCACAGGCAAAGGAGCUUCCGGGACAUUUCAGUUGAAGAAAUCUGGGGAGAAACCUCUGCUGGGUGGGAGCCUGAUGGAAGAUGCCAUCCUCUCUGCCAUUGCGGCCAUGAAUGAGCCCAAGACCUGUUCCACCACCGCCCUGAAAAAAUACGUCUUGGAGAAGCAUCCGGGCACAAAUUCCAGCUUCCAGGUCCACCUUCUGAAGAGGACUCUGCAGAAAUGUGAGAAGUACGGAUGGAUGGAGCAGAUUUCUGGGAAGGGCUUCAGCGGCACCUUCCAGCUGUGCUUCCCCUACUAUCCCAGCCCAAGCGUCCUGUUCCCAGAGAAACAAAAAGCACAAGAAGACGAGGAAGACGAGGAAGACUCAGAGAAAGAGGAGUCGGAAGAGGAGGAGGAGGAGGAAGACUCUGAGGAAGAAGAGCCGCCCCCAAAGAAAAGGGUGCAGAAACGGCCCCCUCCGAAAGCACGGAGCAGGGCCUCUGCCCUGGUGAAGCGCCGGGAGGCCAAGCCCAAACCCCGCAAGGCCCCCAAGGCCCAUCGGGGGAAAGCCAAGCCCCCACCGAAGGCCAAAGCUACCCCGGCCAAGAAAGCCAAGCCAGCCCCCCCACGGGUGGCAGCCAAGAACCUCUCGGGCAACGGCCCUGCCCCGAAGAAGCCAGCCGUGAACGCCAAGAAAGACCUGAAGCCCUCAGCCAAGGGCAAGAAGGGCAAGCCUUCCGUCCGGAAGUCUCUGCGGAUGAAGAAGAAGUAGGCCAUCCGGAGUGGCAGACGGCAGCGCCCGAGAGGAGCCCCCUGCGCUUGUCUCAUCCCUACACCCCCUCCCUGUGGUAUCUCAGCUCUGAGGCUUCAACACCCCUCUCUCUCUCUCUCUCUCUGCCUGCAGCACUGAGGUAGGGAACCGGAAAAAUCAAAGUGACCCCUACCAGCCGAGCAUUUUGCUUCUGCCUGGUUUUGGGUCCCUGGGCCUCUUCUGUCCUUUCACACACACACAUACAGUUAUCUAUCUUUCUCUCUUUUUCCUCUUCCUUCCAUUUCACCUUCUCCCUUUCCCCCUGUAAAAAAAAAAAUCACCAGUAACAUAGGACUGUUCUUUAAGAGGGGAAAAAUGAAAACUGUACAGGGUGCAUCUGGGAAUUUUGGCUUUUAAAACUGGUUGCAGAGAUUUUUAUAUUUUUUGAACAUGGAAAUGGAUCCCCAGGAAGAUAGAAACUGCUCUGUUAAAACACCUUCUCCGCCCUCCUCCUUUCUCUUGCCGGUGGGAUGCCUUGCAUCAGUCUUGCAGGCCAGCAAGUCACCCCACCCCACGGGCAAGCUGGCCUUCUCAGAGAAAAGCAGAUGCCAGACGAACGGGAGUGGGACCUGGGGGUGAGGUUCCUGCUGAUGCCUUCUUCAUUCCCUUCAUUAUAGUGUUCUGUUGUUUUAGCGUAGCUGUCUCCCCACAUUUGGUUUCUGAGACCUCCCCCAAAACCAAGCUUAUGUACAAGUCUUCUUGAACCCCCAGCUUUUGAAACUUGUUAUUUUAAAAGAAAAGAUAAUAAUUAAGUUUUCGUCUCCCCUUUUUUAAAAAAAAAAUCAAACAAAACCAAUGUGAAAGGAUGAUCUAAUUGCUAAUGUAGAAUGAAUAAAUGAUGAAUUUGCUGUUUGCUAAAAUAAAAGCUAGACUGAUGCCUGU
Pogona vitticeps (central bearded dragon) is the source of this 4061-nucleotide messenger RNA. The record is from RefSeq and is a predicted model, not a curated record. Lineage: Eukaryota; Metazoa; Chordata; Lepidosauria; Squamata; Agamidae.